Branchiostoma floridae (Florida lancelet) is the source of this 2851-nucleotide messenger RNA. Its product is annotated as tyrosine-protein kinase CSK-like. The record is from RefSeq and is a predicted model, not a curated record. Gene Ontology annotation, molecular function: ATP binding; protein kinase activity. The transcript is spliced from 12 exons. NCBI's taxonomy places the organism in Eukaryota, Metazoa, Chordata, Leptocardii, Amphioxiformes, Branchiostomatidae. Gene Ontology annotation, biological process: protein phosphorylation. The coding region runs from base 226 to 1905 and encodes 559 amino acids.
UUGUGUAUCCCCAGCUGGCUGGAGUACCUGCUGAAGAGAAUCCUAUUCUUCGUGCGUGCCCGACUGGAUCUCGCCAGGGCCACGACUCAGCAGAAGGAGGAGCGCUCUCGAACUAUCUCAAGGCGGCUUCAGAAGUUCGAGAAACACUCGAAGCAGAUUCUGGACUCCUUGGAGGAAGAGGUGAACAGAAGAACCCAAGUCAUCGUGGACAAGCUUCACAGUUACAUGACAAGUCCCUCUGUCAGAGAAACGCUGUGCCACUGGACGGAGGAGGAGACGCCGGAAGCGCACGAUCUGGAGUCGCUGGAGCACGAGACGCAGAAGCUCAUCCAGAAGCGCCUGGCAGACACCGUCGAGGCCUGGGAACGAGAGCACAUGCUGGUGAAGAUGGCGCAGGAGAAGAUCACCGAACUCUUCAAGAAGGAGUUCCACAUCCUGGACGACGAGUUCAUGGAGAUCGAGAAGACGUUCCUGCUAUCUGGAGAGCUGUCAAACAUAGAGGACAUCAACGUAGGCCUUGCCGGCACGGAGAUGAGUGUCGUCCAGAACCAGGCGCAGUUCAGCGCCAAAGAGAUGGCCAUCAUCGGGCUAACGGCGCCGGUCUGGAUUCCUCUCGCCAUAGUUGCUGGAGUGAUCGCCCUUCCGAUUUUGGGGAGUAUGGCCGCCCAGUCAAAGAUCAAGGAAUGGACGGAACUGAGCAAGUACCGAGCUGCUCGCGUGGCGCACAUGAAGGAAUGUACCAUGAUGUACCUGAACCAUGUAAACACCAAGUACAUCCAGGACAUUGUAGUCGGACAGCUGUCAAACCUGCACCACUACCUGGACCAGCUCAAGGACGCAAUUCCGAAAUUGAUCAAUGCCGACAAGAAACUGAUCGAGAACUUGAGGACAGAAACGAGGGAGGGCAGUCAGCUCAUCCGCAUGUACCGACCCAUCAAUACCAGAGGAGAACUCCUUCUGGGUCAGCUCGAGUAUUUCCGGGCUGUGAACAUGAAGACGUACGAUGUGCAGGUCCGAGAGUUGCAGGACUGGGACCGGACCCGCCCCAUCGCCAGCGGCAGCUUCGCCGAUGUGUACUCCGCCAGACUUCACGGCAGGCCCGUGGCGCUGAAGGUGACCAGGUGUCCACUCACGGACGAUAACACGCUGGAGGUGCUGCAAGAGGAAGAGAUAAUGAGGAAGUUGAAGCACAAAAACAUCGUGGAGUUCCUCGGCUGCGCCCUGCAGAUAACGAAUGGUUCAGCUCGGUUCAUCAUGGUGCUGGAGCUGUGCAGGUCCACUCUACGAGAGGUCUUCUUCAGGCACCCGCACAACUGUCCGGGCAAGCAGAAAAGGUAUUCUGCCGAACAGGGUACAGCUCUGAACUAUGCUUCCAAGAUGGCCGCCCAGCUGGCGGACGGACUCCGGUACAUUCACGAGUGCGGCUACGUGCACAGGGACCUGAAGCUAGAAAAUGUGCUGGUGACGUCAGAUGACGUAGUGAAACUGUGUGACGUAGGUUUGACGAAGGCAGUGGAGAAAGUUACCGGCACCCUUUGUGGAACCAUCUUAUAUGCUGCUCCUGAGGUUUUGCGGCAGGAGAAGUACAGCACCAAGGUUGACAUGUUCGGGUUCGGCCACCUCCUGUGGGAGAUGUGGUACGGAGAGCAGGUCUUCAAGUACGACGCGGCGGAGCUCACCAACGAGCAGUUCAUCAUGUCGGUCGUCUUGAACAACAUGAGACCUAAGUUCCACAGGGACAGCGAGCCGGUGUACUACUGGAAGGAUCUGAUGGUCCAGUGUUGGGACGCGGACCCGAGUAAGAGACCCACCGCCGAGACGUGCUACACCAGCCUGAUCAGCAACAAGGACGCGUCUCCACAAGUGCACUUCAAAAUAGACAGUUCCACCAAGAUAAAGAGUUAACAAGCCUCCCUCCAGUUGCUUGUCGUGAAGAACCCUUAUCAGGCGCAGACAGUUAAACCGUUUGUUCAAUUGGGAUGUUUUUAACUUGUAUGUAUAGGUCCUAUAGGAUGCAAUUUUUCAAACAAGUUUGUUGUACAGUAAGGAGUGACUAUGGUUGUGUAUCGUCCCUUUUGUACAUAAGGCGAGAUAAAAGUUGAUAGUUGGAAGCUCAGAAUGUGUACAGAUAGAACAAUCUAGCACAUUGUAUGUAUAUACAUGUAUAUUCCAUUUAUGUAAUCAAUUUUAUUCAAGGAUUAUUUCAUAUCUGAUAGCUGAUGUCAGCAGCUGAAUUGCUUCUAGCUUUAAAGCGGUAUCAGUGGUUUAUGAUGGAGGCACACCAUCAUUCAGGGGACAGAUCACAUGGAGCGACACCGACACUGUGACUAACAGACAGCAACGUACUAGAGCGGUUUCCUCGCAAUGUUUGCGGUAACGGAAAGUAUGGUAUACAGAAAAGAGAAGAAACACACACGCAAAACAUUACAAAAUUGGCAUCAUUUUUCAAUAUACACUUUUAUUUUUCGAUUUCGCAAAUAUCACGGCCCCACUUUGAACAUGAGACUAGACAGCGUCCUUGUAACAGCCUAUCUCGGACUACCUUUUCAGCGUAAUAAGUAGCUUAUGUAAGUAGCUUGUUAUGUUAUAUUGUUAUACACAUCGAAAGCUUUAGGUACAAAAGGCUGAUUACCAAUUGUGAAUUGGCAUCAUUUCGAGCAUCAUUUCAUGUCGACCUUGCCUGAUUGUUAGUCUUGUGAAAAGUAUCAUUUAAUGAUUGAUGAAGCUAUUGGCCUCCAGCAUAUGACGCUUCGUUAAGGUGGACUCUCACUGCACUUGGGGCACAGGUGCGGCACUACGGGGUUCGUCGAUGACUCAACAAGUUUUAGAGGUAAAGAACGGAUUUUCUUCU